ACAUGUUGACACACCCUUAGUUCCCUUUGUCUUGAAAAGAAAAGUUACUUGACAUGUAAACGUUAAAUAUUGGUGCAAGCUAACAUCCACUAGAUCUCCCCUACAUUUAGCAAAAAGAAACAACACUCACUCACUAAGUUUCUCUAUUGCAUUAGCUAAGCAAUAUCCAUAUAUGGUAGCUGACACUUGCUGGUUGGAUUGAAUUCCUGAAGUAGUAACAUGGAGAGGACCUGCUUGGGCAGUGAAGGAGACGAUUCAAGUGGCUUUUUAUGGCCUCAAAGAAACUACACAUGCAACUUUUGCAAGAGGCAAUUCAACUCAGCUCAAGCUCUUGGAGGUCACAUGAACGUCCAUAGGAGAGAUAGAGCCAUGUUGAUACAGCUACCUUCAUGGGUUUUUGAAUUUCCAAACCCUAACCCUAAUUGUUCUUCCUCUACAUCUUUAUCUUCAUCUCGUACUGCUUCAGCUAAGUUGCUGUCAUGCCCUUGUACUCAUCAUCCCUCGCUGUCCCCAUCCUUCACUUCUUUCUCUUCAUCACCAUCUUACCAGGAGAAGAAAUCCACUACUCUUGAAUGUCCGCGACGCUACUCUUCUACUCCUCUUAGUGAAGCUUUAACGAUUAAGAAGAAGAAGAGCAUGAAAGCUGUGGUUGAGGUUGAAAAAUUCAAAAAAGGUUUUGCACAGAAGUAUGAGCUUGAGGUUUUGAAGAAAAGUGAAGUUAUAAGCUUGGACUUGGAGAUAGGGUGUAAAGAUCCAAAGGAGGUUUUGGAUUUGGAGCUUCGACUCGGUUAUUUUUAGUUUCAUUCAUGCACAUUAAUUGAUCUUUGGCUUUGAUUUCAUUGAUUAGCUUCUUUCAGUACUGCAGUCUCAAGCACCAAAACCAUGGUUACAUAGAAGAUGCUUUUAGAAGUUAAUAUUGAUUAUUGGGUGAUCAAAGAUCAAAGAGAAGAUUAAUUGCAAUUUGCAGAGUCUCAUACUGAAGAUUUCUCACUACUCAACUAGCUGAUGAGUACCCUUCUUAAUUAAUUAUUUAAUUUUUGUAUUUCUUUUUGUAAUCUAUCUUUUCCUAUAUAUAAUCUACAAUAUGCAAUCCUGUUUAUGGAUGGUUUUUUAAUUAUCAAUUUUUUAUGCUAAA
This is a messenger RNA of Hevea brasiliensis (rubber tree), 1135 nucleotides long. Its product is annotated as zinc finger protein 11-like. The record is from RefSeq and is a predicted model, not a curated record. The transcript is spliced from 2 exons. The coding region runs from base 220 to 798 and encodes 192 amino acids. Lineage: Eukaryota; Viridiplantae; Streptophyta; Magnoliopsida; Malpighiales; Euphorbiaceae.